Dromiciops gliroides (monito del monte) is the source of this 3282-nucleotide messenger RNA. It is a transcript of the gene FRMD8, whose product is annotated as FERM domain containing 8. The transcript is spliced from 11 exons. Gene Ontology annotation, biological process: negative regulation of canonical Wnt signaling pathway. Lineage: Eukaryota; Metazoa; Chordata; Mammalia; Microbiotheria; Microbiotheriidae. Bases 103 to 1500 code for a protein of 465 amino acids. Gene Ontology annotation, cellular component: cytoskeleton; plasma membrane. The record is from RefSeq and is a predicted model, not a curated record.
UUGGCUCUCUCGGGCCGCGGGGGCGGGAACCGUGGGGCUUGGCGCUUCCUGCUGCGGUCCCUUCCGUAUACCCGAAGCCGAAGUCGCCGGGUUUGCUUCGAGAUGGAUGGAGGCGAGGGGGGUUCCGGGCCACUUGGCCCAGCUGAGCGCUCCCAUCGAAGCAGCGUGUCCUCCGUGGGAACCCGAGCAGCUGAUGUGCUGGUGUACCUCAUGGAUGACUCAGUGGUGCCGCUGGCCGUGGAGAACGUGACCUCCAUCACUGCCCAGGAGCUUCACCGCAUCGUCCGCGAGGCCCUGCAGCUCCCCGACAUUGCUGUGGAAGCCUUUGCCCUGUGGCUCAUCUCACCCUUACUUGAGGUGCAGCUGAAACCCAAACACCAGCCGUACAAGGUGUGCCGCCAGUGGCCCGACCUGCUCUUGCGCUUCACGGAUGCCCCAGAGGAGGACAUUGCUGUGGAUGAGCCUUCCCUACAGUUCCGGCGGAAUGUCUUUUUCCCAAAGCGCAAGGAGCUGCAGGUCAACCAUGAGGCCAUCCUGAGGCUGUUGUAUGAAGAAGCCAAAUCCAAUGUGUUGGAGGUGCGCUAUCCCUGUGACGCGGAGGACUGCGAGAAGCUCGGGGCCCUGGUGUGCCGGCUGGAACUGGGGCCUUACCGCCAGGGCCAGCAGACGGCCUGUGCUGUGAAAGAGAAGCUUGGAUCCUUCCUGCCUGCCCAUCUCUGCAAGAGGCCUGCCAGCCUCUUCACAGCCUUCCGCAGCCGGGGACCCCGGCUGGUGCCUGGGGAGCAGGGCCUGUUGAGGGCCUAUCAGGAGGUAAAGGAAGAGGCGGCGGGCGCAGAGGCUGAGCUGCUCAGCCAGCAUUACCAUGCCUACCUGCACAAAUGCCACGAGCUGCCUUAUUACGGGUGCGCCUUCUUUGGUGGUGAGGUCGACAAGCCUGCCCAGGGCUUCCUGCACCGGGGUGGGCGCAAGGCUGUGACUGUGGCCAUCAACCUGGAGGGUGUCCACGUCAUUGACGUCAAGGAGAAGCACGUCCUCCUGGGUCUGCGCUUUCAAGAACUGUCCUGGGAUUACACCUGCUCAGGUGAGGACGACGAGCACAUCCUGUGGCUGGAGUUCGAUGGGGAGAGCGAGGGCACACCUGUCAACAAACUACUGAAGGUCUACUCCAAGCAGGCAGAGCUGAUGAGUGGCCUCAUUGAGUAUUGCAUUGAGCUGAGCCUGGCCAAGGAGGCUGCCCCAACCCAGGAGACAAAAGUCAGCCCCACGGCCAUCCCCGGGCCUCAGCCUCCCUCAGCCUCUCAGCGCCACAAGCUGCGGAGGCAGAGCAGUGUGGUCUGCAGCCGACUACAGCACCUGGCCACCAUUGACUAUGUGGAUGAUGGCAAGGAGAUCAAGCGAGUGAAGCCCAAGCGUACAACUUCCUUCUUCAGUCGCCAGCUGUCCCUGGGCCCGGCAACGUAUUCUGCGGUCCAGCCCACGGAGAGUCUGGAGCAGGGCUGAAGGGGAGAGAACAGAGCCCCCUGCCUGAGCCGAAGCCAGCACCAGAUUGGGGGCACCUGUACUGUCUGUGCCACCCUUGACCGGGGAGACAGCAGAGACGCAUGGACAGAUGCAUGCUCUGCCAAGUUAUUCCUGUUACGUGCUUCCCUCUUGUGUGCAGCUGUGGCCAGGUGAUUGGGGACUUGGCAUUCUCAAACGCCAAAUUAUCAAUACCUUGCAUGACUGUGGGGCCUCGCCAGCUGGCUCGGGUUCAUGCUUGGGCAGCCUAUGGGGCUCCCCCAGUGUCAUCUGCUCACCUGUGCCCUGGAUCUGUGGGCAUCUUCUCCACACCCAGAAAGGAGGGCUUUGUGCCUUCCCCCUCUGCAGAGGGGACCAGCCUUCUCCCCAAAGUGCCUGCUACUGUCUAAACAAGCUGGAUCUGGAAGAAGCAGCCAAAGGGUCCUCCAGUUUGGGAUCAAACCAGCAGAGUGUGGUUCAGACACCCCUCUCUGAGCCCAGUGGGGUUGGCAUCUGCAUCACCCACAUUCCUUCUGCUACACACGUCAUCACACUCCUGGGGCUGCUGAUAAGAAACCAACCUCCAGGCUGCCUGCCAGAGGUCUUGAGCUCUGGCCCUUGCUCACCCUCCCGCUCACCCUCGUUGUAGGCGCUCCCAGCCUACUCCAGGAUGCCCUAGCCUUUCCUCCAGCAUGUUCUGCAUGGCAGCUGUUGUGUGACAGAAGGCUGGCACAAGGGUGGGUUGGCGGCACUCUAGUGGGCAGAUCUGGGCAGGGUUAGGAUUCCUGUUGACCAAAAAACAAGCUCCUUUUCAUCCGAUGGAGGUUCUGCUUUCUGGGAAGAGGCUGAAAUACCAGCAAGCCUGUGCCACCCAUUGUGCUGCCAAGGGCUUCUGGGAACUCCAGCUCCAGCACUUUACUCAGCCUCCCUAAGUGGCACUGGGGCUCCACCAAGCCAAAAGAACUGAGAGCAUUCGGAUUCCCCAGGUUGGCUCAGUGACAUCCCUUAGGUUGGAGAAAACAUCAGUACCAAAGGCCUUCAGGGGCCCUGCUGCCAUGGUUCUAAGCUGGUCAGCAUCCUGCACUCAGUCUGGACAGCUGGAGGACUCCCUGUCACUUAAGGCCAGAAUUCAACUCUCUCCCAAGCACAAUUUGAAUGGAAAUUGUAAUGAAAAAUUGCUUUCUAAUCAGUUUGGUUGAUGUCUCCCUCCACCAGAACCUUUCAACGGGGACUUUUCCCCACUGCAGUCAGAAUUGGGUUUGGGAUUUCUUGCGAGGCUUUCCUGUCACUACUAAUCCCAUAUGGAAAGGAAAUCUGCCCUAGUGGAAAGGGGCAAGUGAGGCCACUGCCAUUUACUUUGUGUUCCCUUCGUGUUGCUGGGAAAGGUGACCUGAGGUAUAUCCUCGACAUAGGCUCGUCAUCAGGGGCUCUCCCAUCAUCCCAAAGGUUUGGCAUUUUGUUGCCUUCUCUGAGCGGCAGCAUGCUUCAAGGAGGUUGAGACUGAGAUGUGCCAGGAGGACCCUGGUGCCCACCCUUGGCACCUGUGGGAGCUCACCUGCUCUAGGCCAUCUGUGGGUGAAAGCUGCCCCUUGGUUCUGAGCGAGUGAGUGAGGGGAUUCUCUUUGGGUCCUUUUUCAGGAAGGGAUGCAGGUCAGUGAUGUACCUGUUACCAAUCCGUGGUUUUUUCUUUAUUCUCUCCCCAUUCUUAGCAACAAGUGCUGUUUCUUUUACUAAUUAUUGUUACUCUUUAAGUGGACACACUAAUUUUUUUGUAUUCUAUAAAUA